AACAGUUUCGCCAGAAACGUAGAAACGAAACUGGAAAUGCUAUAGCGCCAAGCUAUAGAAAAGCCCGCCUAAACAAAAUGACUGACAGCUCACAACGUCACAUGAGCUUUCGUUUUACAAGAGGUUUGAGUCUGCAGUAUCGUGAUAAUUUAUUCCUGUCAUUGCGUAAAAUUUGGAUAAGAUGCGAUUUAAUUCAACUGAAUUGAAGCAGUUAGCCCUAUCUCCUACAGCAGUUUGCAAGAAAGAAGGUUUACUCAGUCUCCGUGAAAAAGAGGGCAAACUCUGGAAUAAAACUGACGUUCUGACUGAAAGGUGGUGCAGACUUAUUGGGAAUUUGCUCUUUUAUUUGAAGGGAAAAAGCAAGAACUCAGAACCUAUUGGUGUAUUUGUGCUUGAAAAAUUUACAGUUCGCUUUGAAGACAGAAAUAGCUUUGUUUUGGAAUUUGAGGGCAACGAGAGAGUGACUUAUUUCCUCGCUUCUAACCCGUCUAUUGCUUCCGAGUGGAUAAAAGUAUUGAGUAACGCAAGUUACGCUUGUCUGAAGCAGAGGCAUUUGAAACUGCAGCAACAGGCAGAAGAACUGAGAAAACAGCAGAAUCAGCAGUAGCCAGUUCAAGUGUUCCUAAUUCAAAUUUCUAAAGCAAUCUAUCUAACUAACCAUGGCGAAGGUUUCUUUAGAAUUGUCAUUGAAAUGUACAGAACUGCAGCUACCGGCAAACUUCAGUGAAGGUGUUUUUGUUGCAGUCCAUCAUUGCCAACCAAACCAUGGCUUCUGGAGUAACCACUUAGAAACCGACGUUAUACGUGGAUCAAACAAACCAGUCUUCUUAAAAACUGUCAGCUUUUUUAUCAAAGAUAAUGUUACAGAAGAUACAAGAAUGAGGUUUAUCGUUUACAGAGUCUCAAAGAAUAAAGAUAUUACAGAACAAGGAACAUGUUUCUGUGUGGUUGGGGACAUUACAGCAAAAGAUGAAGUGAAGUUGGAUUUACAAAACAAAGGCAACUAUACUGGUACCUUGGUCCUAACCACUCUUCAUGCAUCGGAUAAAACCAAAAAGCGAUUAGUAAGCAGAAGUUCCUCAGGAAAGGCCGUUGUACCUGUGGAUGCUUCAUUAGCUGAGAGCGUCAAACCAAAAUCUGAACAGGAGUUUACAUCUAUUACCAAGAACCCUGUUUUAAAAUCAAUGUUCAGCAACGCAAUUUGUCGCACCUACAAAUUCCCAACUGAAGGUGGUGAAUUCAUUCGUGCACAAGAACUUAUGAUGGAAUCAUGUUUGUCCUUUCGUGUCCCCAUUCAUUUCCUAAAACUUUUAGUUGACGAAGAGACCAAAAAAAUUGGCUCGCUUGAAUCGAUUGGAAAGCUAACUGGUCACUGGGAGGCAGUAAGGAGGCGUAGGGUUGAUUCACUGAAAAAAUAUCUUGACCGGUAUCAAGCGAGAAUUAAACACAUGAUGAUGCAUUAUCAUGCUCCUUUCUUCAAGAAGAGCGUCGACAAAAUGUCAGAAGAAUUAGAAUUUGUGCCGACUAAUCUCCACAUUCAAAAAAUGACUGUGCAAAAUUUAAACAACGAAGGUGCAGAUGACUCAUCAAAUUCAUCGCGGCAGUGUCAUACAUUUAAUUAUGACAUCACAACAGUAGGUGCGACAACAGCACACGCGAUGGGUUUCAAACACGGAGGUGGUUUACUUGCGCAACUUGCAAACGCUGGUGAUGGCUCAAAAAGUCGCAAGAGUUUACCACUGAAUUCUAUGGACCAAUGCUUAAAGCCAGCUCGCUCGUCUGAGAUAUUUCGAAACAACCGAUUUCUUGAAAAAAUCAAUUCCUUGCAUAACCAAGUGGUCUAUGAAGUGGAAAAAUUGCGCAAUCUCACAAAACAUGAAAGUGGUUCAAAGGCUUAUGCUUCUAAUAAGGUUACAGGGUCAAGUGAAGCUCUGGCACAUCUCAGUAAUAAGGUUUGCCAACUUAUAACCUGUUGUGAAUGUGAACUUGUUCAAAACGCUGUGAAAAGCUUAGAAGCAGCGAGACCUGCUUACAAACCAUUGCAUGAAAAUUAUGUGCACGGCCCACCUAAUACAGAUGUUAUGGGAUCAAGUGUCUUGGUGGAAACAGAUGACUCUGUUUCAUUCAAUUCAUCUUCAUCAUGUAGUGACUUAAAUGAUAAAGUAGACAGUUUGUGGGAGGAUUUGACAUUGCGAGCCAAAUCCAAGCUAUCUGAUGUUGUGAAGUCGGUUCAUUCCAUUAUAACACCUGAUCUUGAGGCUUCAUUUCUUAGAGGACAGGCUACCACAGACACACAGAGAGAAACAGCGUUGAAUGAUCUAUCUAUAUUACUUGAUCUAGUACAAAGUGUAUGUGCAGAAGUAAACGCUUCAUUAUCUUUCAUGGAUUUAAACCACACGGAGCAACAGAAUGACUUUGACCUAGCUUAUAGACGAAAUGUAGUUUUUUCACAAGCGCUAACAACUAUAGCAGCAACUGUACAAAACCAUAUUCUCACUUCAAUUGACAACCAGUUAAAAUUACAUCAGUUUUCCGAAGUUGGUAUUUUCAUCCAAGUUGAAAGCCUUCUAAGCACUUAUGGCAACGAAUUAGGGAUGCUACAGGAUUAUGCUGUGGGUGUUAACGACAUGAAGCACGUCACGGUGAAAUGUUCCACUGCUAAUAAAGAUGAAAGCCAUGGUAGUGAUAGAUACCUUCCUACUUUACAUGGAACCACAUCUGCAAUGAUCAUUACUCUCCAUUUUGAUGAUUCAACAUUUGAGUUGCUACCCAUUGAUCUACAGAAGGGAAAACUUAUAAAGCUCCACCCAGUGAUGUACAGUGUUGGUAUCAACGAAGAACAAACAUUGGCCGAGAGAUUUGGAAGCACAGCGGUUCAAGAAUAUCUUAACCAGCAAGCUUAUGAGUCAACAAUGGAGUAUUAUGACAUGGUUCGAGACCAAUGCCCGAACUGCUUGACUGAAAAAUUGCGCAAUGCAAAUUCGUUCAUUCGAGAAAUAUCCAAGGACAAAAUAUCGGCCUCAUUUCCCGAGAAAAAAAAGUCGCUGACCAAUUUAGACGAAAACAGGUCCAUAAUGGAGGUUGUCAAUUUCCUACGACAAGCCGUACACUCGAAACGGAAUAAAAAUGUAGAAAUCCUGCAGUUGGCUGGAGACUUGUGUAGGAAGUUAAAUGGAGCUCGUAUCACAAGUUGUAAGAGCGCAAAAGAUCGAACAGCCAUGUCAGUCACUCUUGAACAAGCUCGUAUAUUGGCCAUGGAGCAUGGCUUGGCAAAUCAAUCAUUUAAUCAAGUGCUAACUUGCAUGCGAAGCCAAGGCACAAGACGUGAGAACACAUUGAAAAACGUGGGUGCGAGAAGAUAUGCCUUCACUUCAAUGCAGUUAAUGACAUUCCCCAAACAAUAUCGAGCUCCUGAAGGAACUUAUGGAAAAGCAGAGUCUUGAGUCAAACAGUUUAUCCCUAUUAGCUAUAUUAUAUUAAGCACUUAGUAUUGUAGAUAAAACACGAUGUUAUGUUAAAUUCAUGGGGUGUAUGAAAUAAUUUUAAAGUCUGUCUGUUUUAAUUCUUUCGAAAUGCAUGCGAGUGCUAUUUGAUGUUCUGCUUUUGUAUUUUAAAUUGUUUUUUUUUUAUACUUGCAGUCUAAUAAUACUGGCUAGCUAAAAUUGUACUUUCGUGUUAAAUGCAUUUCACAUAAUGCAAAAUAGAAAAGUAAUAUCUCAAUUUUACAGUUUUGCCAUUUUUUUGUUCCUAACGUUAGCUACAUAAUAAAACUUGUCGUUAAAUGUCAUUAGAAUAUUGUUAAACACAAAUCAGUAUUGUUUUCAGUUGUAUACAUGGCACUAUUUAGUGUUUACUUGUGCAAUUUUACAAAAGUUUAAACGUUCAAUGUGCAACGCUCGUUUUACAGUUUUUUUAACAUAAUGUGGUGUUGUUGGUAUAUUCAAUUUUGUCAUUAAAACAAUACAAUUAAGCCAUUUCCCAAAAUCAAUAAGAUAAAUGGAAAUUUAGUUAAAAUUCGAGGUCAAAAACAUUUUGUGAAUCAAGUAACCAUAUAAGUUUUGACACUCUGUUUGGUUUGCAAAUAAAAUUCUAUAUGGGU
Ciona intestinalis (vase tunicate) is the source of this 4099-nucleotide messenger RNA. The record is from RefSeq and is a predicted model, not a curated record. Lineage: Eukaryota; Metazoa; Chordata; Ascidiacea; Phlebobranchia; Cionidae.